This is a messenger RNA of Daldinia vernicosa, 2725 nucleotides long. Its product is annotated as cryptochrome. NCBI's taxonomy places the organism in Eukaryota, Fungi, Ascomycota, Sordariomycetes, Xylariales, Hypoxylaceae. Gene Ontology annotation, biological process: photoreactive repair. The transcript is spliced from 2 exons. Bases 456 to 2486 code for a protein of 676 amino acids. Gene Ontology annotation, molecular function: deoxyribodipyrimidine photo-lyase activity; damaged DNA binding; FAD binding. The record is from RefSeq and is a predicted model, not a curated record.
UUGGUUGGUCCCAUCGGGAGUGGUGGGUCAGCCUUGCUGUGUUGUACAUCGGCCUAAGAGACGAGAGUACGAGAAUCUGAAUCGCCUUCAGCCGCCUUGAUCUGUAUUUCGACCCUGAAUUCGAUCUUUGAGGUCUAUAUUCGUCUUCGUCAUCACGCGCCUGCUCACAUUACGUUUCCGGCGGUAAUUUUAACGUGGAGAGUAUAGGGACGAACGAAACUAUCAAAGACGUCAACUAUCUCUGUCUACAAAUCGUAUUUCACCAAAGCUUGGCCAGCUCCACUAGAGCUUCGGUCCGUGGAAGAGAUAGCUGCUUUCAAAAAUCGUCUACUACUGUGUCUUACCCGUUCUCGCGGCAGUUACUCGCGCCUAUAUCGAACAAGAGCUCUGUAUCUAAAUCACAACUUUGGUAGUCCGUCAACCUCGAGUCUUUCUUACAUACUGAUUAAGUCGCCAUGUCGGCUAACAAUGUGCUUGUCUACAUUGUGCGCCACGACUUACGUGUCUCUGACAAUCCCAUCCUCCAUCAUCUCGCUUCUACAACCGCCCAUGGAUUCACGCACCUCUUACCUCUCUUUGUCUUACUACCUCACCAACUUGAGGUUUCCGGGUUUCUAAAGGAAGGCGGAAAAUCACCCUUUCCCGAAGCUAAAAGCAAAGUUGGACGCUACUGGAGAUGUGGACCGCACAGGGCUGCGUUUAUUGCCCAAUCUAUUUGGAACCUGAAAGACAACCUAGAGAAAUUAGGAAGCAACUUGACGACUAGGAUAGGGACGUACGAUGGCGUAUUAAAGGCACUCAUUGAUGGUUUGCGACUAAAGGGGCUUAAUGUUGGAGGAGUGUGGGCGAUAGGGGAAGAAGGCUACGAAGAGAAACGAGAUGAGAAGCUCAUAUCGAAGACUUGCUCAAGUCUUGGUAUAGACUUUAGAGCAUGGGUAGAUGAAAAAUACUUCAUCGAUGAUCGAGAUAUAAAAAUCGACAAAGAUGACCUCCCAGACGUGUUUACGACUUAUAGAAAAAUGAUGGAACCAUUACGAGAGAAACCUAGGACGACCUUGUCUACCCCGCAGAAAGAUACAUUGCCCAAGUCCGUCGAAGAGUCUUUAAUUCCAAGGCAGGAAGCGCCCUUCGAUAUCCCGUCUUCAUACGAUGAAUUCGAAGAAGCACUUCUAAGACCUGUUAGGGGAGCGCUGUCUAACGCUCCACCCUUCCCCGAAGGAGCUAAGUCGGCUCAUCCUUUUCGCGGCGGGGAAGAUAAUGCUCAUAGUAGAUUAGAUCAUCUAAUCCAAUCGGGGAGUGUCUCCUUGUAUAAGAGCUCGCGUAAUGGGCUCUUAGGAAGCGAUUUCAGCACAAAAUUAUCUGCCUAUCUUGCACAAGGAUGUAUCACCGCUCGCCAGGUACAUGAUAAACUUGUAGCAUACGAAGAUGGAAAGGAAGAGUCGCUAGCCGAAUCUCAGGGGUAUGGAGAUGGAGAAAACGAAGGGACAAAAGCUAUACGGUUUGAGUUGCUGUGGCGUGACUACAUGAGGCUCUGUACUAGGAAGUUCAAGGAGAAGCUCUUCCUCCGAUCUGGGUUCAGAGAUGAUGGCGCCAACAAAUGGAAAUCGGCUAAGAGUGAGGACAUGGCUGAGGGGCAACAGCAGUCAGCGGACGAAAUUUCAAAGAUAGUGCAGAGAAUAUUCGACGGAACUACUGGGAUGGGACUGAUCGAUGCGUCUCAAAGAGAGCUGUUACACACAGGAUAUACUUCGAACCGUGCCCGCCAGAACGUCGCGAGUUUCCUUGCCAAACACCUCUGUAUCGAUUGGCGUUAUGGUGCCGAGUGGUACGAAAUGCUAUUGGUCGAUUACGACGUUUCAUCUAACUGGGCAAACUGGCAGUACGUUGCCGGGGUAGGAAACGACCCGAGAGGAGAAGCACGGAUCUUCAACCCCGUAAAACAAGCUUUUGAUUAUGACAAGGAUGGGGAAUAUGUGCGUUGCUGGGUACCCGAGGUGCGGAAGCUUGAAAAACUAGAAAAUGUUUUUCAAGCCUGGACGACACCAACAGAAGAUUGGGAUCGAUUUGGCUUGAAAGGCCUCGCUAUGGCCGAAGAUCCGGUGAAGAAGAUUGACUUUUCUGUGGAAGGAAAGCCUAAAAGUUCCAAACGACCGUUUGUCCGGCGACGCGGCCGAGGUCGCGGGGGGAACAAUCCCACUACGCAGUCUUCGUCUUCUACGACUGAGCAAUCACCAAGAGACACGAAAGAUGCCGAUAGACUCAGUAAGAAUGAGAAAUCAGGUAACAGGCCGCCCAGCAAUCCCGCCCAGCCAAACUUACCCGAAAGUCAUCGUGGCAAUUUUCGAGGCGGACGAGGAUACGGUGGAGCCUACCGAGGUCGUGGCUUUCGUGGAUCGAGAGGAGGGUACCGGGGUCGGGGUCCGCCGAACUAUGGUCAACCACCACCGCCGGUGCAGCAAUUAGCUCCAGCCGAACAAGCGCAAUAGGAUUCCUUUUAUCGUACAACGAGCUAUUACCCGCUGCCAGUGGAUUUCCCUCCUUGGGGUACUGUACUGUUCUACGGAGCUGAUAUCAGCGAAAAUCACUACCUCAACGCAUUUCUACAACCUCCAUGCCCCUAGGCACGAUAUACUGACAAGGAGUGGGUUUUCAGAUAUAUUCAAUGGGCCGGACGAAUCUCAUUGCUUACUAGUUUUCUCUCAUUUUGUCGCUCAAAAAAAGUUGU